Messenger RNA from Caenorhabditis remanei, 747 nucleotides. RefSeq lists its product as uncharacterized. Gene Ontology annotation, molecular function: protein-lysine-acetyltransferase activity. Gene Ontology annotation, biological process: mitotic sister chromatid cohesion. Gene Ontology annotation, cellular component: chromatin; nucleus. The transcript is spliced from 6 exons. NCBI's taxonomy places the organism in Eukaryota, Metazoa, Nematoda, Chromadorea, Rhabditida, Rhabditidae. The record is from RefSeq and is a predicted model, not a curated record. The coding region runs from base 1 to 747 and encodes 248 amino acids.
AUGGCAGACGAUGAGAAGAAAAAGAAAGAGCCUGAAAGAAGAAGUAUAAGAAUUGAUGAGUACUUUAUAAAAGCAGCGAAAUCGGAUUCAGUGGAACGAGAAAUUGCUGAAAAAAAGAAAGAAGAAGAAGAAGAAGGGGAGAAUAAUCAACAGAAAGAAGUGGCCUUGCAAGACCUGAAAUGCCCGAAGAGAAAACUGGUAUUCGAGACGGACGACACAGAUGAUAUUGCGAAAAAAAAACAGGCGGUUCGGAAUCGGAAAAGUGGCGGCGCGAUGAAGAAACUGGAGAAAGGACAGAGAAUAUUGGAUUGUGGUCAGAAGUUGAUCGGAAGUACUACGUGUAAAGAUUGCGAAAUGGUAUACUGUGUGGACGAUGCGGCGGAUGUGAAAGCACACGAGAAGUUUCAUAGAGAAUGGAAGUUUCGUUUCGAGAUUCCCAAAACUUUUGUGAUGCAAAUGUUAAAAUUCUACAAUCGAGACAUGAAUGACUACAAAGUGUACUAUCUGCAUACGUCUGGCGAGGAGGCGUUCAAGAAAUUGAUGUCAAAACACAUCGGAGUCAUCAAUACGUAUCUCGGAUAUACUGGAACAGACGACGUUUGGUCAACGGAUAAACGCAUUUUCAUGAUUCUCUUGUUACGAGAGGAGCGAAUGAUGAUUGGAGGGAUUCUGAUUAUUGAGAAAGUUACGAAAGCGUAUACUAAUGUUACUAGAAAGAAGAUGGGGCAGCGCUUUAAUGGAAAUUAG